This is a messenger RNA of Hippoglossus stenolepis (Pacific halibut), 5229 nucleotides long. RefSeq lists its product as uncharacterized. Gene Ontology annotation, cellular component: nucleus. Gene Ontology annotation, molecular function: double-stranded telomeric DNA binding. The transcript is spliced from 10 exons. The record is from RefSeq and is a predicted model, not a curated record. Bases 1873 to 3387 code for a protein of 504 amino acids. Gene Ontology annotation, biological process: positive regulation of DNA-templated transcription. Lineage: Eukaryota; Metazoa; Chordata; Actinopteri; Pleuronectiformes; Pleuronectidae.
GGCUGAAGUUUCACGGGAGUUCAUAACCGAGACCAGACACACUCAAGUGUCAAGAAACCAACGCUCACUGCUUCUUUCCUAGAUCGUUCAAAAUAAAAUGUAAUCAAUUCAUGCAACUGACAAAGGAUUCAUCUAUUACUAUGUAUUAUAUAGUUUAGUGCCACCUACUGUAAAUAUAAAGGCUUUAUAGUUUAUUUAAACCAGGACUCCACCAUAAAUGUCAAGUAUUAUGCUUUGUUUCAGUGGUGGAUCUAGGAUUUUUCUAAACCAGGGGCUACAAUUUACACAGAGGGGACAAUUAUAUGUCCAACAUCCAUGCACGAUUCCUGAAGCAGUGAGAGGCACAUCAAUGUCCUUUCCUGUUUACUGUGUGGUCUAUAGUUUCGAUUCAAAUCCACACAUCAUUGAAUAUAAUCCAAUGAGUACAAAUUGUCCCUUGUUCACGCACAUACUGUACUUUUUAAAAAAAGGCUCGAAAAUGUUUGCAUUGAUUGAUAGAAUUGUUUGUAUGUGACCAGUUUAUUAAAAGUAUCAUGGAGAGGACAGGGGCACUUCAGGGGCCAAUCCGAUGGCCCCCCCUAGCCCUGCCCAUGGACCGCCCCUGUCACUAACUACCAUUAAAGUACAAUUCUUCCGAAUUAAUUGGUGAGACGUGUUACAACAUUGCAAAAGCGUGUAAAAAUAAAUAACACGUUGUCAUAUUUAUCGUUAACAUUGUUAGUUCCAGCCGUUUUCAGACAUGAACUCCGGAGAAUAUCCGAGCAAUUGGGUCGGAUUUUUACGGAAGUAACAUAUUAACUCCGCUGUGAAGAUUAGUUUUUGUUUGCAACACAUCGUAACCUGCAUCGGCUCUUUUCAUCAAAAUCUCUGUUCUUUUUCUCAUCUUCAUCUCUGUCUCCUGUUAGAAACGUCACCGACACACUCACUCGCUCACUUUGAAACUUCGGCAGAAUCUCCUGUUGUUUUCUUACAUGAGCUCUUUCGGAUAUUCGUCAAAGUUUUGACAAGUGAGAAAGUCCGGAGCCUUGCACUCAGACAUUUGCAUUCUCACAUACAGCUUCUCCGGAGAAUGUCAGGAGAUUAUCCAUCACCACUGACGGGUAGCAGACUUCAAUAACUUUACAAAGCAUUGAACUACACCUGGGUUCAUCACUUUUGAGGGUCCCCUGGAAACAUUUGCUUUGUCGUUUUUUGCAAUUUGCUGCGCGUUUCUGUAUUUGCACGCGUUGUGACUUUUUGCAGCGCAUGUGUCCUCAAAUUGAUGAAGAUGUUUUUCUUAAUUUGCACGUGUUUUCUCCACUGUGCAUGUGCUUUCUUAAUUUGCAGUGUGUGGAGCUCUCUCAGCCGCUGUAGAAAACAGCCUAUGACUACUGACAGCACAGGGGGCACUUCAGGGGCCAAUCAGAUUUUGGCUGGGGCCAGUGCUCCCCCCAUAGGCCCCACCCCUGAAUCCGCCCCUGUACACUUGCAUCCUGUCUGCUCUUAUAGGAACACAAUCAAACACACAGAAAGUUCGUGGUUAAUUAGGACAAACUCUGCAACGCUCACACUCAGCCUAGGAUAAGGGAAUGGCAGAUAAUGCUUUUAUUGUGAACGCUACACUGCAGUACUUCCGCUCUGUGCGUGACUGCUCGUGGUGAAGCUGACUUUAUCCAAACAGCAGCUAUGGAUGUGGAGGCUGGUCUCCGGGGAACCGAGGAGUUGAUGCUGUUAGCUUAGCCCGCGUAGCCUGUUAGCGAGUGAUCCGCCGCUGUGUGUGGGGGGGUUUUGCCACUAUGCUAAUGUAGCGGCAGUUUGACCGCAGCACACCGCAGUGAGCCUGUCGUCUCCCUCCGUAGAGAACCGGCCGAGCUCGAACUCUGACGAGGAGCCAUGCGACAGUGGUGCGUCCCCGCCGCGACCCCGCGCACCGAGCCACUCCCGGGGCGCCUGUCUGUGUCCCCCCCUCCACCAGAUGCCAGAAUGGAGUGCUGCGAGGUGGAGCCACGCUACACAAUCGAACAGAUCGACCUCCUGCAGCGCCUGCGUCUCUCCGGCAUGACCAAACCUCAGAUCAUCCACGCUUUGGAGUCCCUGGAGAGGCUCGACCCAGACCACCGCCCCUCGCACUGCGACUCUCACCCGGCCCCGUCCAACAACACCCCCACCACAGCCGCUCCGGCCCCGUCCUCGUCGUCAUCCUCCUCUUCCUCCUCCUCGCUCUCCCUGGCCUCUGCUACCACGCAGACCUCCGGCCUGGACGGCGCCGCGCUGUCCCCCAGCCACAGCUACGAGGCCUCGCCUCCGCCCCUGUACACUCCCAGUGUGGCGGUACAGCGGUCGUUCAGUUACGACAUGAUGGGUGAGGAGGAGUGGGACCUGGAGGAGAAGGUGGAGGAGUACAUGAGGAAAGACAGCAACCUGGUGAAAGAAGAGAUCAAAACGUUCCUCAACAAUCGCAGGAUCUCUCAGGCAAUCGUAGGCCAAGUUACAGGCAUCAGCCAGAGCUACAUCUCCCAGUGGCUGCUGCAGCAAGGCCUGGAAAUGAGCGACUCCAAACGCAGAGCUUUCUACCGCUGGUACCUGCUGGAGAGGAAUAAUCCAGGGCUGAGGUGGAGUGAAAGCCAGCACAGCGUGAGCCCCAUGCCCAGGGCCAGGGGAGGGGACAGAGACGGGACGGUAGCAGGGGCAAGUGGCAGCCUCCCCAACAUCCUCCCCAACCCCAACACCAACCUCAACCCCAACCCUGUGUGGAGCAGACAGAGAGAGCUGCUGAUGCACUUGCUGCCAUGGUACACUGCUGCCGCUGCAGCCGCCCAGGCCCAGCCAGGUGCCACCUUAUCAAUGCGCUCUCUGGUGAAGGAGGAACCUGACUGGAGGACAGGGAUCAUGUCUGGCGACAGGACAGGGAUAGUGGGUGGACCGCUGAGGCUACGCAGAGGAAGCAGGUUCACCUGGAGGAAGGAGUGCCAAUCAAUCAUGGAGAGCUUCUUCAUGGAGAACCAGUAUCCAGAUGAAGCCAAGCGAGAAGAGAUUGCCAGUGCCUGUAACUCUGUCAUUCAGAAACCAGGUUGUAAACUGUCUGAGUUUGAGCGCGUGACGGCGUUGAAGGUUUACAACUGGUUUGCCAACCGCCGGAAGGAGAUGAAGAGAAGAGCGAAUAUUGAGGCUGCCAUCUUGGAAAGCCAUGGAAUUGAGGUGCCAAGUCCAAGCUGCCACUCAAAUGGUGAGGAGGGGGAGAUGCAAGAGUUUGCUGAUCAGGAAGACGCGUCCUCCCAGAGGAUUGUCGACCAAAUAGACUCCUCCUCACUGGCUACCACAGAGGUGGCAGCCCUGCCAAGCCCCACCCCUCAGGUCCUGGAACAGAAAGAGGAGGAUUCAAAAAGGGAGACUGUGGAUGAAGAGUGACCAAAGCCAGGGAAGUCUGGAUCGUCAUGUUUGAAGUUUAAUCCGAAGAAAUAGUUAAACAAUAAGUGUCCCCUCCUCCACCUUUGUGUGGGGCCUUUGGGGGCUAUGACACCCAACAAUCACAGGCAGAAGGGUGCUGAAGCUCACUGAGGUGCCUCUGAUGGUAAGGAGGCCACUGUAUUUAUCAACAGUAAUCCUGCUUAUAUUAAACGGCAAUAUACAGUAUACAUACAUAUAUAUAUAAAUAUAUAGUGCAUUCCAAGAUGGUAUUAAAAAGCCUAAAUUCCUUAGAGGGAGAAUUAUGUAAAGGAUACCUCGCCCAUUUGAAGCUAAGCUUUUUUUUGUUGUCUCUGCUACGCGCCUUCUUUUAGCUUUUCUUUUUUAAAGAGCGAUUGUUUGAUGGACUGUGGCGACACGAACGUGCUGAGCCUGCAGGUCAGGUUGUGAUCGGUGGAGAAAUUAGUUAAAGGAUCUGGCUUGUGGUGACACGAACACCCUCUGCUUGCUUGAACGUCUUCGAACCCCAUCUGGUUCGUUAAGACUCUAACCUCAAUCAGUCGACUGAUCAAAUCAGUCGAUCAAUCGACGAGUGCUGUUGCUAUCAAACCCGUAAAGCCCUGAGGGACAACUGGAAUCUCAGGUAAUCCCCAAAAAAUGGUGGAAAAAGUCAGAGGAGAAUUGCACCAGGUUUCUUAUUUGUGUCUUAACAUUUGUUGCUUUGUUUUCUUCAUCUUAACUGUAUUUAACCAAAACAGGAUGUGUUAUUUAUACCUUUUUAUAUUAGCCAAACAAGCCUAGGACAAUAUAUCAUAUUAUAUCAUAGUAUCUCUUUUGUCAUCCGUCUUCUUUGUUAUACUUUAUACUGAAUGCUGCUCUUUGGUCAUUUUUGUAGUCCCUCAUUUCAAAUUCUGUCUCAAACCUCAGCCAGUGACGUGAAGCUAGACGAGUCGCAUACGUCUACUGAUGUUUUUCUGUCUUAUUUUGUAACGUUUGAAAGAACGCUAAAUCAAAUGUGAUAAAAACUCAUCAUGCUACGAGCACCUUUCUCUAUUGGAAUAAGCUACAGCCUAAGCUCAUGUUAAGUUUGUAUGACUGCAAAGCUGCACUUCAAAGUGGAUCUCACUAUAACUGAAAGAGGAGCGACUCAGACUCCACCUGCAUUUGGGCCUAAGACAUGUACAUAACCCAGAAAACACACGUCUACAGGUGCUUUCCUCCACAUUGCAGUAGCAGUAUAUAGAAACUGUUAUUUGUCAAACUUGAAAUAUGAAUAGCUGACUUUAACUCUGCAUUGUGUAAUCCCUUAUUAUAUUAUAUCCACUGGCCCAAGGCCUCGGGAGCUCCUCCCUAAAGGUUCAUGAAAUGGACACAGGCGCUUGUUCUCAAACAGCCCCCAAGAGGGCGCUAACAUGUUACCUCCUAUUGCCAAAGCUAUGCCAAGGUAGAGAUGAGCUACAGUAACCUGUGCUUACAGGAACAGGACCAGACGGUCACUACAGUAUAGACAUACAGAGCCUAAUAGAUGUUUAUUUGCUCAGUACAACACUAGCCAACUCUAGUUUACCUCAGAAUAACUGUGUGUCAUGAAUGUGUUACAGGCUGAGUGUCCUCCGACACAGAGCAGCCGUCAUUGUGACUGUUUAUGACGCGGACAGUGUCAUGUAGCAUUUCUGACCUCGGGGUUUGCCUCGUAUCGUAUACUCACCUCAGACCGGUCACUCGUCCGGCUUUGGACAGGAACCCCCAGAGCUGCGCGCUGUUUCUGAUGAGAACGCUCCUCUCUAUCUGCUUUUAUCUGACAACGAGAAAACAAUAACGACAAUAAAAUUGUAAACAACCCAG